Molecule: messenger RNA, 2451 nt
Organism: Drosophila melanogaster (fruit fly)
Lineage: Eukaryota; Metazoa; Arthropoda; Insecta; Diptera; Drosophilidae
Gene: sens
Product: senseless
Exons: 4
Coding region: 219-1844 (541 amino acids)
Biological process (GO): negative regulation of transcription by RNA polymerase II; regionalization; positive regulation of transcription by RNA polymerase II
Cellular component (GO): nucleus
Molecular function (GO): DNA-binding transcription factor activity, RNA polymerase II-specific
Source: RefSeq, marked reviewed
GCACCGAGCGAUACGGACGUGUUCGUCUCCAGUGAGUCAAGAUAAAACCGCACUGAAUAAGACCCAUCGAAGAUCCGUUCGAAUCCAAGAUCACAACGCCAAGAAAGUGAGAUUUGUGCAGUGAACAGUAUUGAGAAAAAUCACAAUCCAAAGACUGUUAAAGCAAAUACGUAAAUCAGAUCCAGUGAGAUUCCAAAAAGUAAAGAUCCAGAAUCAAAAUGAAUCACCUAUCGCCGCCGCCAUCGCCGCACUCCCAGCAGCCGAGUCCCGCGGGAUUGGGCUGCCAUGGAGCAGCUCUGGACAAGCAGUGGAUGCAGCGGGCAUCCGCCUUCAACACUGUGAUAGCCUCCGCCGCAGCACAGAAACUCAAUGGUCGAGAUCUGCCCUUUUUGUACAACCCGCUGCUCUACUCGAGUGCCCUACUGUGGCCCCAAUUUUUGUUGUCCUCGGCCACGGCUCUGGGUACACCACUGACCCCCAUGACCCCCAAAUCGCCCGCCUCUGUGGUUUUGGGUCAGCGGGAUCGUGACUUUGCCUUGACGCCCGAAAAGGAGCAUGAACUCCAAAUGAACAAUAACAAUGAGAACAGCAAGCAGGACUAUCAGGAGCAGGAUGAGGAUAUGCCACUAAAUCUAAGCACCAAGGAGCGCAUCACAUCGGAUGAUUCCAACCGAGAUCAGUAUCACAGCAGCAGCAACAACAGCAGCAGGAGCAGUUCCAGCAGUGAAGUGGAGCAACUGCAUCCGAUGACCUCGCUGAACGUUACCCCGCCUCCCCUGAGCGCUGUGAAUCUAAAGAGUUCGAGUACACCACAGCAACAGCGCCAGAGAUCGCAGGGUAACAUCAUCUGGUCACCGGCCUCGAUGUGCGAGAGAUCGGCGAGAAGGGAGCAGUACGGCCUGAAGAUGGAGGAGCAGGGCGAUGAGGAGGAGCACCAGGUGGAUCCUAUUGUGCGAAAGUUCAAGUAUGAGCGCAGAACUGCAUCCAUAUCCUCGCUGCAAUCGCCGAUCUCCUCGCUGUCCGCUCCCGCCUCGAAUGCCGUCCAGGAUCUGGAGUUCGAGGUGGCCCAACAGCAGUUGUAUGCCCAUCGCAGCGCAUUCAUGGCCGGAUUGACGGGCAACAAUCUGGAGCUGCUCACCCAGCACUUGAAGCUGAAGAGCGAGCAGCCGCAGCAGCAGCAGCAACAGCAUCGCAUCAAGGACGAGCAGCAGCAGGAUAACCGCUCGGCAGCGGCACUCAUGAAUUUGGUGGCAGCCGCCGAAUUCGGCUACAUGCGUAAUCAACACCAACAGCCGCAGCAGCAGCAGCAACAACAGUUGCAUCACCAGCAGCAGCCGCAGCAACAUCAGCAUCAGCAGCAACAUCCUGACUCGACGGCCACAGAUGUUGCGCGUCGUUCGUCCUCCUCGUCAUCUUACCAAGGAGAAAACGAAGAGAAGCGCAGCGGCAGGAAUUUCCAGUGCAAACAGUGUGGCAAGAGCUUCAAGCGUUCGUCCACCCUGUCCACACAUCUGCUCAUCCACAGCGAUACACGGCCAUAUCCCUGCCAAUAUUGUGGCAAGCGGUUCCACCAAAAGUCGGACAUGAAAAAGCACACGUACAUACAUACCGGCGAGAAGCCACACAAGUGCACCGUGUGCCUGAAGGCCUUCAGCCAGAGCUCCAACCUGAUCACGCAUAUGAGGAAGCACACGGGGUAUAAACCCUUCGGUUGCCACCUUUGCGAUCAGUCCUUCCAGCGCAAGGUGGAUCUGCGACGUCAUCGAGAGAGCCGCCAUGAGGAGGCUCCGCCAGUGGAGGACCUGAAGCCCCUGAAGAUGGAGGUGAGCAGCAGCAGCUGCUGACCGAGGCUAGGCGGCAAUCUCUGAUCCAGGAGAUCCCAGUAUUAGCUAAGCAGGACGAGACACACACUCAAAACCAGAUGAUGAUGAUGAUGAUGAUGAUGAUGAAGGUGGAGCAGAUCACAGUUGGCCCUAAGUCUAAGUCGUUGCUAUGAAGCCAAAGUUUGUUUUGUUUAGGCCUUCGCAAAGAUUUACCUAAUCGUAAGAAUUAUUGUUAAAACAUAUUAGCUAAGAUACUGCCUUAAGUCUGUACAUAGUUAUCCCAAACAAGACUCUUUUUUAUAGCCGUUAAACCCUAGCUUAAUGAUUAAUCUAAUUUAUUGCAUAAAGCGUUUUUGAUUUGAUUCAAACUUAACCCAAAAUUGGCAGCUAAACGUACCAAAGAACAACCUCAAACAAAUGAACUACCACUUGGCGACCACUUGUCUAAAUUUAGUUUCCUAAUUUAUUUAAGUUUAUUGAUGGCAUCACCCACAUUUAUUUAUACGAUCUAUGCGAAUUUUUAGUUUAUUCUUAUUUUGUAAUAAGCCCAAUGACUUAUUGUAAUUAUAUUUAUUAGGAGCGUAUAUGAUUUUUGGAAAAUAAAGUUGAAAGCUAAAAGAGAACAAAC